AUGCUGUCUUCGUGGAUGAAAAUUACGCCUAAUGAUGUCUGUGAACAAAUUUUAAAGCUUGCAAAUGAAGGCAUAACACUCUCGCAAAUUACACCCGAGAUUCCUGAAGUCCUUUAUCACUUGAUCAAGAAAGCAGUUGUCAUUCGUAAGCACUUGGAGUGUAAUCGUAGUGACAAGGACUCUAAAUUCCG
Messenger RNA from Dentiscutata heterogama, 191 nucleotides. Lineage: Eukaryota; Fungi; Glomeromycota; Glomeromycetes; Diversisporales; Gigasporaceae. The record is from the annotation of a GenBank genome assembly.